Cimex lectularius (bed bug) is the source of this 611-nucleotide messenger RNA. Its product is annotated as V-type proton ATPase subunit e-like. Gene Ontology annotation, biological process: proton transmembrane transport. Gene Ontology annotation, molecular function: proton-transporting ATPase activity, rotational mechanism. NCBI's taxonomy places the organism in Eukaryota, Metazoa, Arthropoda, Insecta, Hemiptera, Cimicidae. Gene Ontology annotation, cellular component: proton-transporting V-type ATPase, V0 domain. Bases 230 to 487 code for a protein of 85 amino acids. The transcript is spliced from 4 exons. The record is from RefSeq and is a predicted model, not a curated record.
UACCUGGCCAUUGAAUCUGGGCGUUUCAUUAAAAGCAAGGUUAUUAGGCAUUUACUUUAAAACAAAGUUUUAAAAAGUGUAACUUGUGGGAGACAAUAAUUUCAUGAGAUUUUUUGUUAUUUUGCUGACACUUUAAGGAUAAACUUAUACCUCUUAUCUAAUCUUUUCACCUCAACUUUAAGAUAUCUUUUGCUAAGAUUUAUUUUUUUUGACUCAGUAUAUUAAGACAAUGGGCUACUCUGUCAUACCGCUUGCUGUCGUCUCUGGUUUUUGGGCCGUUGUCGGCUUAGUGGUACCAUUUUUUAUACCAAAAGGACCAAACAAAGGAAUAAUACAAUGGUCGUUGGUUCUUACGGCUGCCUGUUGCUGGCUCAUCUACAUUUGUACAUAUUUGGUACAAAUGAACCCUCUCGUAGGCCCAAGGAUUAAGUCUGUAGUUUUGAUGAACAUGGCAAGAGAAUGGGGAAAUGAAAUAAAAGAGGGCUGAGUGAAUAGACUGUGGAAGAGCUCCAUCGUUGUAUGAUGUUCCUUAGAUUUUUAUGUUAUAAAUAUUAAAAUCAGUAUUGUAACAGUUGUCAGUAUUAAUCAAAUAUAAUUUUUGUGAAGGUCAA